This is a messenger RNA of Prorocentrum cordatum, 323 nucleotides long. The record is from the annotation of a GenBank genome assembly. Lineage: Eukaryota; Dinophyceae; Prorocentrales; Prorocentraceae.
AUGCAGGCCACCUUCGCCGCCAAGUCCGCCACCUUCGCCCAGAACCAGGAGGUCCGCGAGCAGGAGCUGGAGGCGCUGCAGAAAGCCAUCGAGAUCAUCUCGAACCCCGCCGUGGCGGGGAGUUAUGGCGACCACGUCCAGUCUGCGCUGCCCCAGCUGGCGGCCCGGGGGCGGUCCUUCCUGCAGACGCGCAGCAGCAGGAGGCGAGCCUCGGCGCUGGACCGCGCGGCGUCGCUGCUGAGGAGGCGCGCGGGCGACCUGUCCUCCAAGAUGCUGGAGGGGCGGACCUGGCGACCAGCGUCGUGGCGAACCCGUUCGAGAAG